Coregonus clupeaformis (lake whitefish) is the source of this 2450-nucleotide messenger RNA. RefSeq names its product SH2 domain-containing protein 2A. Bases 326 to 1930 code for a protein of 534 amino acids. The transcript has 10 exons. NCBI's taxonomy places the organism in Eukaryota, Metazoa, Chordata, Actinopteri, Salmoniformes, Salmonidae. The record is from RefSeq and is a predicted model, not a curated record. Gene Ontology annotation, cellular component: cytoplasm.
AUGUGCUGACCCCAACAGCCCAGUUCCCUCCAUUUCAAAGAGAGAGGACACUGGCUUUGUGAGGUUUUUUAUUUUGGAAUUGAACAAGUCAGUAAAAACAAACAUGGUGGCGAUGUUGACAAACACCGAAGGUCCAGAGAAAGACUAUGCUUUUGUGAAGAGCCCCAUCCCUUUGUUGGUCCAGUGACAACCCCCCACACACACAGUUGCAUAUUGUUGUAUGCAACUGUGUUAAAACCAGUACACAGUUGAUGUAGAGGAGGAAAGAGAUGUUCAGACAUCCAUUGUUACAGCCGUCUUGUGGCGACCUAUUUUAAAUGUCAACAUGGACUUCGACUACCAGCGCUUAAAAGAUGUUGAAAGCCUCAGGCGAGAAGAGCGAAUCAGCUGCCUGCCUAUCCAAACUCAAAAGCCUGUACCACCACACCAUUCUGCUGAAGACCCGCCCACCUGCCAGACUCUUCCAAUCAAACCCAGGCGGAGCUUAAAGGUCCCCAAAACCCCUCGGGAGGAGGUGGCGCUACCAGCCAAACAAACCAAUGGCCAGGAGAAUGAGACAGUAGUGAAGAGGGUGUCUCCUGCUCUGACUCUGGGUCGCCCCGGGCCCCUGGAGCCCUUGUCCCCGUCCCUUCGGGCCCACACCCUGCUGUGGUUCGAGAGGACACAGCUCCCCCGCCUGCGUCGGCCUGGCCGCCCCAUGCCCCACUGGCUACACGGGUUCGCCACGCGCAGGGAGGCAGAGGAGCUUCUAAAGGACAAGCAGCAGGGCUGUUUUCUGCUCAGGCUCAGCGAGUCAAAGAUUGGUUUUGUACUCUCGUACAGAGGAAUGGAUAGGUGCCGCCAUUUCAUCAUAGAGGAGGAAGAGGGUGGCAGAGGGUCGUGUUACCUCAUCGCUGGGGAGGAGAGUCGCCAUAAAAGCCUGCAGGAGCUGGUCAGCUACUACACCCAGUAUCCUGUGGGGCCCUUCAAUGAGAUUCUCACCAUACCCUUUGACGAGUCCAGUGAAGCUUGUGAGGGUACAGUUAAACUGGGGUUGCAGGAUGAAGGUGGAGAGAAGACAGAAGCGUCAUCAUCUGCACCCUCGGCUCCUGCCACUGUCCAAGUCCAAGAGAUAUUGGCCAGCUCAGCCCCUACGAACGACGGAACGCCAGAGUAUGCUGUGGUGAAGAAGGUGCUAAAAAAGUCCCGUUCUCUACCAGAAAACCAGCUUGGGGAACUGUUGGAGGUGACAAAUCUGAUCCUCCCCCAAGAUGUGGCAAAACCUGGCGUUAGCUGUGCAGGAGCAUUUGGGGGGGGAGAUGACGCCUCCGACGCACUGUACGCCCGGGUGAACAAGCCACCAAGCAUGCUUUCCCAGACAGACACAUCUCCCUACGUCAAUGUGUGCAACCCUCCAGGCCAGAAGGGGGUGACAGCGUCCUCCGUCCCCCUCAUGUGCCGUGGCUCGGUGGGGGACCCAGUCUACUGGAAGCUGGAUCCCCUGCACACCUACGAGGAAACCCCUCAUCUGGUUCAACGUGAAGAAGAAGAAGAGGCAAAGGAACACAUUGACUUUCACGCCAUGGGGCGCUGGCGGGAUGCCGAGAGGAGUGCUGGUGGGCGAGACCCCCAGCAUCACCUCUACUCAGAGGUAAACCUAAGAACAAGAGAGGCCCCCAGUCACACCCCCCUUCCAGCCAGGACAGCCCCCAACCGGCCUUUACGACUGCCUCCCAGGCCCGUUAACUGCCCCCCUCAACAGGACGGAAGUGUGCAGCGAUGUGGAGAUCCCAUCUUGUUGUCCUCUUCCCCAUCCCGACCUGGGGUCUUUCUGACACCUUGUUCAGAACGACCUUUGACCGAAAACCCGGGCACCAGCAUCUACGAACAGAUCCCAAAGAGGCCAACCAGCUCAAGGCCUCCACUGCCUCCACCCAACCCUAAACCCUGACCACGCUUUACUAAGACCCUAUCAUACAACUCCCCUUGUAAACAAAAUACUGACCACCCUACAUCUACAACAUUUCAAACUAUAAACCCAAAACUCCUCACCGAAUGACCCUCUCUGCAAUUAUCGUUGUGAACAAAAUACUGACAACCACAAUAUCAAAUAUUCAGAAUUUAGCCUUACUUACUGUACACUUAUAUAAACUGAUCAAGUUAUCUUUUCUAUGUAACUCGAGGCUAGAGACAGUCCUGAAUGUCAAUGUGUGCCAAAAAUGCAUCUACAGAAGUUGUGCUCCAUUGUGUCCCAAUCUACCCUUGAAGUGUACACUUGUGCACUACCCCACAAAAAUAGAGAAAUUUGUAAAAACACAAGAAUCUCACUUUAUAAAACCCAGCUUGUUUAUUUCCCAAACAAGACAAAGUCCCACCCAGAACCACCUGGGAAAUUAUCCACUUUUUUUCUGUAGAAAACACCUUGAGGGUUUCAAAACAAAUUAAUUACUAAAUAAAACAAAAAGGCAAAA